AUGAUCAGCCGAGCAUUUCUUCAGUUUUUGCUUGUUGGCUCGGCGACUAUUGCUGGCGCGCGCCGGUGCACUGAGCUUACGGUGCCAGUCAACGUGUCGAGCCGCAAUGGAAUAUUCGACCUUGAAGCACCUUCCAACAAGGUGGCAGUGACGGACUUUGUCUUAAACCUCGCCCGGCAAGGCCACAACUACAGUAAUGAAUUGCUGUUGGGUUACACCACCAUGAGCAGUACAUACUCCAUCGCCGCCACCUACUGCGAACCCGACGCCGGCCCUGGAAAAGCGCUGCAAAUCCUCACCCACGGCAUUGGUUUCGACCGGUCGUACUGGGACUUCCCCACCAACGACUACAACUACAGCUACGUCAAUGCCGCUCUCGCCGCCAACUACAGCACCUUCACCUAUGACCGGCUCGGGACAGGCCAGUCCUACGCCCCCUCCAAUAGCCCCAUGACCGACAUCCAGCCCUGGCCCGAGAUCUCGUCCCUCGGCGCCCUGACCUCGUUGAUCCGAUCCACCGCGCUCCCAGGGGUUUCAGCUACGUAUCCCAAGAUCUUCCACAUUGGCCAUAGCUUCGGCAGCCGCAUUACAUACAAUCUGGCUGCUACCUACAUUUCUGAAGCGGAACCCAUUUCAGACGGCAUCGUUCUGACGGGAUUCAGUCACGUCACUUUCCUUGAUCCCUAUAGGCUCGUUGGCCCGUACUUCCCUUUCGGCUGCAACUUCGUCCAGGCCAACACCUUUCCCCGUUUCUCCACCUAUCCCGAUGGCUACUUGGCCCUGGGCGCCUUGAGCGCGCUGCAGAUAGAUUUCUUUGCCCCGGGAAACUUCGACCCGGACAUAGUGGAGGCUGCUUUUGAGUCUACACAGCCUGUUGCAGUGGGGGAGCUGUUGACGUUGAAUAAUCCAGGCAAUGUGAACAGUACGUUUGAGGGCCCGGUGCUUGUUAUGACUGGUGAGCGUGAUAUUCCAGCCUGUGGUGGAAACUGCAUGAUGGCGGAGCCAUCAAUACCCGCCUUGUCCCAGCAAUUCUUCAAGAAUACGACAGACUUUGAGACCGUCAUCGUCCCCAAUGCAGCCCAUGGGCUUAACCUGGAAUACUCCCACUCGGAGGCUUACACCGCUAUUUUGGACUUCUUGGACAAGAGGCUCUAG
Molecule: messenger RNA, 1155 nt
Organism: Pseudomassariella vexata
Lineage: Eukaryota; Fungi; Ascomycota; Sordariomycetes; Amphisphaeriales; Pseudomassariaceae
Product: Alpha/Beta hydrolase protein
Exons: 4
Coding region: 1-1155 (384 amino acids)
Source: RefSeq, a predicted model, not a curated record